This is a messenger RNA of Danio rerio (zebrafish), 3172 nucleotides long. The record is from RefSeq and is a predicted model, not a curated record. NCBI's taxonomy places the organism in Eukaryota, Metazoa, Chordata, Actinopteri, Cypriniformes, Danionidae.
CUCGGCGUUAGUGCGACUUGAAUCACAUGAGUCAGAUUACUGAAGAACUGUCAAUCGAGUCUGCGUGCGAUGACAGAAGAAAUGAGCUGAAAUGACAACAAAUGUAGAGACGCGGAGAAGGAAACAUGACACAGAAACGCAAGAUCCUCCAGAGGAGCGUCAAGGAAAUCAUCUGCCCGGCUCUUUCAGUGAGAGGAUCUGUGUAGCUCAUAUUCACUCUGAAACUAGUGAUGGUCCUGCACACUCCUGUUUACUACAAACCAGCGACUCCUUCACGCCUAAACACCCACAGAGAACAUGCAGUUUUGGGGAUGAAAUACAAGAGGAAAAUCCGCGGAAGACCACCAUAAGUGCUGAGAAUGAAGUAGAGGCCCAAAAACUGGCAAAUAAUUAUAAGUUUGGAUUCAGGAAAUGGAAGAGUCAUGUGACGGAGCGGCCAUUUCAGGAUCGGUCAGAAAUUGUGAAGGAGCUUUACUCUGAGCUGAAUGUCAUUAAACCACUUUCAGCAGGGACAUUAUUCACAUUUGGAAAUAUCCUCUAUGUGUUUCUGUUUGGCUGGUGGAUUUCUCUGGUUUACCUUAUUGUUGGUGUCCUAAUGUUCCUCACAGUACUUGGCAUCCCAUAUGGGAAACUCUGCUGGAACUUGUCCUGCUAUUUUCUCUGGCCAUUUGGGAAAUCCAUCGAAAAGGCCAGUGUCAGUGUGCCGGUGUACAGUGUAAAGAUCCUCCAGGAUGGUUUAUCUGUAGAAGAAGAGCAUGAUGGGAAGGCUUCAUCUCCUUUUCUGCAACCCACAACGCUGGAGGAGACGACAGAAGAGCCCACCAGAGAGCCACACGACCACCGAUAUUGGUGUCGUUUGAGCACAUACGUCUGGCUGUUGGUGGGUAUUCCUCUACUGGCCGUCACACAUUCACUGAUGUGUCUAAUCUCGUGGCUGCUGGUUUUCACCAUCCCUGUGGCCAAGAUGAGCGCCAAAACCUUACGCAUCAUCCUGCUCAUGCCCCCUGAACACAUCCACAUCAGCCAAAACCCUGAGGCUCAAGAUCACGAAGUCCGAGUCAUUCUGUGCUGCUACAGUGCAGUGAACCUCUACUAUUAUAAAUACACAGUGGACGGGAUCAACGUUUUUGCUGUCAAUCUCUUACCUUUAGUUAUAGUGUCACUAGUGAUUGGUUAUGUGGACCAAACAAACCAGUUUGCCAGUUCUGAAGUCAAAUUCGCUACAGCGGUCAGUUCCAUCAUUCCGCUAUCAUAUUACAUUGGCAUGGGCAUUGCAAGCAUUUCUGCUCAGAGUAACUUUGCCGUCGGGGCUGUGGUGAACGCAACCUUUGGCUCCAUCACUGAAUUGACGUUUUACAUCUCGGCGCUGCUCAGAGGUCAUCAUCAGGGAAACAAGUGUCUGCAGGAGAUUGUGAAAGCGGCUCUUACUGGAACUCUACUGGGCUGCAUUCUCUUCAUACCAGGGAUCUGUAUGAUAAUCGGAGGUCUGAAGCACCAGGAGCAGAGGUUUAACAGUCGCUCGGCAGGAGUCAGUUCCUCUCUGCUCUUCAUAUCGAUAGGGGGAGUGUUUGCCCCUACGCUCUUCUCUAAAGCCUAUGGGAAUCUGGUGUGUGAGAACUGUACAAACUCCACAGGAACCAACAGCAGUGGCUCCUUCAUGUGCAAAAACUGCCAUUAUGACCUGAGUGAAAACAACUACAGUCUGUUUCACAGUCACAUUGAGCCUCUAGUGUAUACAGUUUCCUUUCUGCUGCCUGUCUCUUACAUCAUCGGCCUCAUCUUUACUCUUAAAACGCAUUCACACAUCUACGACAUUCACAUUGGCGAUGGAAUGGCAAGUCAUCUUGGAGCGUCAGUGCACUGGUCCCGAUGGAGAGCUUUGCUUAUUCUUAUCUUCGCCACAGUCCUGAUGUCUGCAUGUGCCGAUUUGACCACCGAACACAUUCAGCCCAUACUUAGCCACUCGUCUGUUUCUCAGUAUUUCAUUGGUGUGACUCUUUUGGCCAUGGUCCCUGAAAUCCCUGAAAUCGUCAAUGGAGUCCAGUUUGCUCUUCAGAAUAAAAUCAGUUUGAGUUUAGAGGUUGGAAGCUGCAUUGCGGUGCAGGUUUGCAUGAUUCAGAUCCCUGUCCUGGUUUUAUUCAACGUCUUCUAUGAUGUUGGAUUUGUACUCGUCUUCAGUGACCUGCACCUGUGGGCCAGCAUCUUCAGUGUCAUCCUUGUCAAUUACAUUUUUAUGGAUGGAAAGUGUGAUUACUUUCAAGGUACUGCUCUGGUGGUGGUGUAUCUGAUCCUGCUUGCGCUGUAUUUUUUCGCUCCGUCUCCUGCUGGUUGUUGAGAAGAAAAGCCAUCAAAGAUUGCUAUAUUCAGUGGCCAUUUCGAGAAUAGAAGUGAUUCAGAAUCACUGUGGUGAUCAGUGGGAUCCAGAAGACGAGGAAGGUGAAGAUGAUGUAUCCAGAGCGCUUAGCCAGUUUGCUCUCCUUCUUGGCGUUUCCUCGUUCCCGUUGAGCGAGUGAAGGCAUCAUACAGACAGCUCCAGCCAUCUCCUCCUCUUCCUGCUUCUGCUGUGGAUCUGAUGCUCCUGGAGGAGCUUUAGCACCAUCUUCUCCAGUUUCUGACAUUAGACACAUUUCGGAGGUUGUAUCUUGCUGGGCUUUCGAAUGUUCUUCACCUCUUCCAUCGUGUGAAGUUCGAGAUGUUUCUGAAGUAAUGUCUUGCAGAUUGUUUGUCUCAAAAGUACCAUCUUUUUUUUUUUGUUCUGUUGAUGGAACAGUAAUAUCUUGAUGGUUUUCUAAUCGUUCUUUAAUCGUUCUUAAUUUUGGAGACGUUUCUGAUGUUAAAAUGUUUCUCUCAAAAGUACCAUUUUCAUUAUUAGUUGAUGGAGAAGUAUUUUGGUGGCUUUUUAAUUGUUCUUCAGCACUUUCUUCAGGAUCUUCUCUGACAUUAGGGAAAGAAGUACGAUCUUCUGGAGCAUUUGACUCAAAAUUCGAUGGAGAAGUAGUAUCUUGAUGAUUUUUUAAUUUUUCUGAUGAUUGUAAACUUUCUGGAGCAACUUUCUGAUAGUCGUUUGGCUCCACAUCACCAAGAGAUUCUUCAGAAAUGUCUUCAUUACUAAUUUGAAAGGAGGUUUUCUCAACCACGCUAACGUCUUCAUUAAAUGUUGGAGAACUUUCUG